UCAAAAUGAAGAAGUACUCCGAAAGACUACGAAUGGGCAAAUAAGAGAUGGAAUCUCCAUCUGUUAAUUUUCGGUCUUCUAUUCAUUCUGUCAUAAAUAACCUACCACAAGGCCAUGAUAAGGCAUUUAAACAAGCCAUUUAUACAACAGCAGCUAACAUUUUUGUUCUUUUAGCAGGUGCUGCAGCUAUUGCAGUAUACUUCAUCCUUGAACCGUUUCUUGGACCAUUAUUAUGGUCGGUGCUAUGUGGUACAUUUCUGUACCCCUUCAAGCGCUCCUUGACGAAUUCUUUGAGAAAAUGGUUGUCAGGGCUUCGAAAUUCUGGCACACCUAUUGUUGUUGGAAUUGUGACUUUACCUUUCAGCUCAGCAAAUCAGGCGUAUGAAUCCGUGUACUCGAAGAUUGUUGACCAUCUGAAGGUGUUGGGAGGAGGACUGUUGGCUGUUUUCUCUGCCUACUUAUUAUGGCACUUUGGUCCAGUAUAUACUAUUUUUGGUGCUUUACAGUCCAUUGUGUAUUUUGUUUAUGAUGCACUGGGAUAUUUUACAUCCUUUUGGGUGUGGACUAUUGUAGUGGCAUACUUGCUUGCUGUAGGAUUUCUGUGGUCUCCAGAAUCCAAACGUUACUUGCGUUACCUGUCUAUGCCAGUGUGGUUUGUUUUAAUUCUUCAUACAGCAACAGUUGCUGGAUCUUUGAGAGUUCCUCUAUUUAUUCUUCUGUUGAUACUCAUUAUUGUAGGUUUUGUGGCAGAAGUAAGAGAAGUCAGGAAACCAAGAAAAGUAGAGGGAAAACUUGUGACUCCAUCACCAGUAGAAACAGCUUGGAUUGUAAUUACUGGUGACUAUGACAGUUUGAAUACAGAGAAACAAUCAGAAGAAUUAGCUACCACUUCAGAACAAAAUGUAGCUGGUGGAGAUAGUCAAAAGAAAGAAAAUAAAACAGAAACAGAACUAAAGAAACCAAGUAGUCUACCAGUAAAAUCAAUUAGCACUGCCCCGCCACAACCAAAGUAUGAAAAACAGAUAACAUCGAAACUAAACAUGUUUUUGAAAAAAGAUUUAAAAGAAACAUCAGAACCUGAAGCAACCAAACCACAGACAUCUGAAACAACAACCAAACCAGCACCACCUUCCAAGGAACCAAACAAACCUAAACCUACUGUUUCUGUGGAGCCAACAGGUUCUGAUAGUGACAAAUUCUUUCUGAUAUUAUUUUGGAUGUUAAUCUUGACGAGACUAUGGAUGAACAUGUGGAUAUUACAGUUACUUUUACCCAUUGGCUUCAUUAUGUGGUUGUUCAAAUUUUUAGGAUACCAUUUAAGUAGUGAAGGUAUCUUGGGAGAUAAGGUGAAACCAUUGAAAGGUAAAGCAGAGGAAUGGUUGAUGAAGAGGAAGGAUGCUUUGGCACCUAGAUGGAUUUGUGGACUCUUCCUUUUGAUGAAGAGGGGAGAUGCUAAGAUUAUAAGAAUUUUGGAACUAUCAUUGGAUAAAGCUACUAGUAUCCUGUUUAUACUGUUACUGUUAGUGGGAACCAUUCUAGUCACUGUGUUCUGUGCAGCACAGGUUCAACAAGAAAGUAUGCACCUGGCACAAAUGACAAGUAAUUUAUUCAACAACACCCUUCAUCCUGAAAUCACAAGUUGGUUGCCAGAUGGAGAAGAAAUGCAAAAAGCUAUGGACUCGAUGGUAGGGAAUGCUUAUCUGUAUGGAAGGAACUGGAUAGCAUCUAAGGUUCGUGACCUUGUAGAUGGUGAAAAAGCCACAAGUAAUAAUACACAGCUAGAAAACCAAGUGUUAGAAGUAUGGGACAACUUAUAUGAGAACUGGCUGGCCAGGAUUUCCUAUACAAGACUUUGGUUAUGGCGAGGGAAUGCCAGUACCGGUAGUAACACACAGGAAAUUACCACUGGGUUCCAGGUUAUUCCAGCAGACUUCAUGAAUCUACAGUCACUAUGGGAACUUGUUACUAAUGGUGACCGUUUCAAUCUUGGACAAAUUAUUCCUUUUGUAAAGGAAAAUAUUGGUACUUUUAUGUCGGUAUUGGAAUCAAUAUGGUUAGUCCUGAAAGGUAACAUGAACCUGGUAUUUAACCUUCUAACAGCUACUUUGUCACUGGUCUUUGGAGGAGGAACUGCAAUACUCAAUUUCGUACUGUCGUCUGCCAUUUUCUUGACAACCCUUUUCUACCUGCUGGCAUCAAGUGGAGAUCAGUAUAAACCAGUAGAAUGGUUCUCUAGUAUCAGUGUAACACACCAAGGAAACAGUUUUGGACAAGCUGUACAAGAAGCAGUAGGUGGUGUGUUCAUGGCUUCAUUAAAAAUGGCAGUGUUCUAUGGUCUGUACACAUGGUUAACACAUUCAGUCUUUGGUGUGAAUAUUGUCUUCAUACCAUCAGCUCUGGCAGCAGUAUUUGCAGCUGUGCCUUUUCUUGGAACAUAUUGGGCUGCAAUUCCAGCUGUCCUUGAACUGUGGCUAGUAAAAGGUCAAGGAGUAUUAUCUAUAUUCCUGUUUGUACUUCAUAUGUUACCAACCUAUGUAGUAGAUACUACAAUACUCAGUGAAAUUAAAGGUGGUCAUCCAUACAUAACUGGUCUUGCCAUUGCUGGUGGUAUAUUUUGGUUGGGACUGGAAGGUGCUAUUAUCGGUCCUAUACUUCUGUGUUGCCUUAUUGUAGCUAUUAAUGUAUACAGCAACAUGUUACAGCCUGACACCCCUACAGCUGGCUAUAACACACAAGAACCAAGAGUACACAGAGUAAGCCUUCCAUCAUCAUUGUUUCAGAGGUCCGUUAGCAGUACAGAUGUGAUGAGAAGGUGAUACAGUGCAAUACUAUACUCAAGUUAGCCAUAUUGGAGAGUUUACAAGGCUGCAUGAUCUCAGUUAUUGAAUGUUUUGCUUGUUUAUGGCAUGAAAUGCUAUUUGUAUUGUCUUAUUAGUUGAUAUUGUAUGUGUCUUGCUUCAGAUUGUAUGAAAUAAUACAACAAUGAAUAAUCUAUGCAGUUUAUGAUGUGAUAACUAUAUACCAGUAGUUAGUUAAAUAUUAUGUGUAGUCAUGUUUUAUGUAUAAUGAUAUUAAAUAGGAGACUUCUUUGAUGAAAGGGCAAGUUGAGUAAUUAGAUAUAUUCAACUUUACAGAUUAUUUUUACUGGGACAUGUUUAUUUGUACAAAACCCUAUCAGUCGAAUAUCUUAUAUUACAUUAUUUGGUAUAAGUAAAUAUUAACUAUA
Messenger RNA from Mytilus trossulus (common blue mussel), 3226 nucleotides. RefSeq names its product transmembrane protein 245-like. Bases 48 to 2816 code for a protein of 922 amino acids. The record is from RefSeq and is a predicted model, not a curated record. The transcript has 18 exons. NCBI's taxonomy places the organism in Eukaryota, Metazoa, Mollusca, Bivalvia, Mytilida, Mytilidae.